Molecule: messenger RNA, 1483 nt
Organism: Cercospora beticola
Lineage: Eukaryota; Fungi; Ascomycota; Dothideomycetes; Mycosphaerellales; Mycosphaerellaceae
Source: RefSeq, a predicted model, not a curated record
AUGGCGGCCAAGUCGUUCAGGAUUCGGGAGUACGAUGAUGCGGACAAUGUGGUUGCCACGUAUGUUCAGAGUCUGGGCAGUGAGAAGGAGAGCCGAGUUGAUGUGAUUCGGCCUGGGAACUCCCAGUCAUUCACUGCACUAUGGAGCAAGACACUUGACGUGUUUCUGCCUGUUGGCUUUCCUCACAGUGUUACAGAUGAUUAUCUUGAACAUCGGGACAGGACUCGCUUCAAGCCUUCUCGAGCAGCAUCGCUGCUAUGCUCUCCUCUCGAGCUGUUCUCGAAGGUGUUGGAGUAGGAGAUGCGACUGCCAAUGCCACAACUGCCCUCCUGCUCUCCAUUCUUCAAGACUCAGUCGGCCGCAUCACCACGAUCCUCUUCGCACACCGCUUCGGCCUGUCCCUCGAGCCGGAAUGCAAGAUGUAUCGUCUCCUGGCAGAUAUCCUCAACGACGCUGGUUUCAUUCUGGACUGCCUGUCUCCAAUCUUUCCCAAGCCGACCCGAGUCAUGAUCUUGAGCACCAGCAGCAUUCUUCGCUCGCUAUGUGGCGUUGCAGCUGGGAGUGCAAAAGCUAGUUUGAGUGCUCACUUCGCCAAGCAAGGAAAUUUGGGAGAAUUGAAUGCCAAAGAUUCAAGCCAGGAGACAGUCAUCUCUCUCGCGGGAAUGCUGUUUGGUAGUUGGGUGAUUACUUGGAUCACGACACCGUUUGCUACCUGGACUGCAUUGAUUCUGUUGCUUUCGAUUCAUCUGGAGACCAACAGACGUGCUGUGCGGGCCGUCAAAAUGCACACUUUGAAUCGACAGAGAGCAUCUUUGGUCUACCGUCAUCUUCGCAAAGGCCAUGUGCCUACUCCAACUGAAGUGGCGUCCAGUGAGCGCAUCUUUGAACGGGACGGCGUAAUGAGAGACAAAGAUGAUCGUGUUGUUGGCCACUGCUUCAUCGGUGCACCACUGUCCAGAUUGUUGGUCGCCAUUGGGGAGCAACAGGCAACAACCAAAGCCGUGAAAGUCGAUGAGAAGAAGCUGAGUGAAAUCCUGGCACUGUAUGAAAGCGACCAAUAUAUCCUAUGGCUCGACAGAUCGUCUCGACCAGGCAAAGCGAACAUCUUCAUCGUGCUGAAGAAGCAUGCAGAUGCAAAGGCUCUCGUUAUUGCUUGGUGGCAGGCACUUAUUGUAGCGGAAGACAUUUCCAACGCUGGCAAGUUGAGCGAAGGAGACAUCUCGGAACAAUGCAAGCUCUUCGCGAAGGCGCGUGAGGAAGCCAAUGGUCUCUGGGACAAGUAUUACGAGAAGCUGGGAGCGUUAGAGUGGGACUUGUCUUCAGCUCCUAUGGAGACUGUAGCUGCCACUCGUGUGGAGAUGGAGGAAAAUUAAUGCCCUAUCCUGUUCAGCUGUGAGAGCAGAGAAGCUGUGCGUAUAUUUACACCGAUAGAAUUUACUUGAAGCAUUGACUUUUGUUAGAGAUGCUGUCAUGUGAUCGCUGA